CCAGCUAUAAAAGUUAGAUGUUGGUUGGCCUGUUCGCUGAACCGCAAUUACUCACUCUCCAUCCGGCCUUCCUAUAUUUUCACUGGAAAAGCCGCCCGCACUAUCAAACUUUCUCUCCACUUUCGCAUCCAUGACGACGUCGUUGGAAUCCAAUACUCAAAAGACUGCAGCGUCAUGGACUUCUCUCCCCUGGAGGACGCGGGUGUCGUUGUACCUUCUCUCAAAAGUAACCGACGCCGCACGCCGCGCGGACGGCACUGUCAAUCGCCGUCUCAUGAACAUACUCGACUUCAAGUCCUCAGCCACUCCUGCCGCUCCCGUCAGAGGCGUCACCUCAUCCGACGUCACUGUGGACCCCGCUCGCAAACUCCGGUUCCGCCUCUUCGUCCCCCAAACGACGUCGCCGACUCCAUCCCAUCUUCCCGUCGUCGUAUUCUUCCACGGCGGCGGAUUCAUCUUCCUCAGCCCCGCCUCAUUCCCGUACGACGUCGUUUGCCGCAAGUUUGCUCGGAAAAUUCCCGCCGUCGUCGUAUCUGUCGAUUACCGCCUCUGCCCCGAACACCGGUACCCCUCCCAAUACGACGACGGGUUCGACGUCCUUACCUUCCUCGAUCAAAACGACGACGUCCUCCCCAAAAAUGCAGACAGAUCUAGAGUCUUCUUCGCCGGGGACAGCGCCGGAGCCAACCUGGCCCACCACGUGGCUGUUCGCGCCGCCCGCGAGAAGGAUCGAUUCCGGGUCGUGAAACCUGUCGGGUUGAUAUCGAUACAGCCAUUUUUCGGGGGAGAAGAGCGGGUUGAGUCUGAGAUCCGGCUCCACGGAGCUCCUCUGGUAUCGGUGGCCCGAACGGACUGGCUGUGGAAAGUGUUUUUGCCAGACGGGUCGGACCGGGACCACGAGGCGGUGAACCCGAGUGGGCCGAACGCGGUGGACAUUGCGGGUCUGGAGUAUCCGAAUACGCUUGUAUUCACAGGGGGAUUGGAUCCGCUACAAGACUGGCAGAGGAGGUACUACCAGUGGCUGAAGAAAUCGGGGAAGGAGGCGAAGCUAAUCGAGUAUCCAAACAUGGUCCACGCGUUUUAUGUGUUUCCUGAAUUACCUGAGUCUAACCAGCUGGUUAACCAAGUCAAAGAUUUCAUUGCUUCUGUUUGAACUCAGUUACUUGUACUUUGUAUCUGAUGACAAUUGGAGGGUGCAAAUGUAGUCAACAUAAAUAAGGGGUAGUUUAGUCAAAACCCAGUCUUGAGAAACCAAAGAGGUGGCAACGAGCAUCUUGCCCCCUUCCAUGUAUACAUGCCAUUUAUCUAUAGCGAUUCUCACUUUUGCUUCAAAAA
Molecule: messenger RNA, 1335 nt
Organism: Pyrus x bretschneideri (Chinese white pear)
Lineage: Eukaryota; Viridiplantae; Streptophyta; Magnoliopsida; Rosales; Rosaceae
Product: probable carboxylesterase 18
Exons: 1
Coding region: 131-1153 (340 amino acids)
Biological process (GO): pollen tube growth
Molecular function (GO): carboxylic ester hydrolase activity
Source: RefSeq, a predicted model, not a curated record